Molecule: messenger RNA, 718 nt
Organism: Lineus longissimus
Lineage: Eukaryota; Metazoa; Nemertea; Pilidiophora; Heteronemertea; Lineidae
Exons: 4
Coding region: 7-528 (173 amino acids)
Source: RefSeq, a predicted model, not a curated record
CCCGUUAUGUGUGUUUCAGGCGUCCUGGCCCUGGCCUUGGCCGUCAAUUACUGCUCCGGUGCUGUUGUCCUCACGCCCGAAAGGAAAGACGUGCUCAGCAGCCUUUCUAACGCUGCCAUCUCGACCUUAUCCUCGUCCCUACCCUACCUCCAAUCUGUCGUCCAAGAUUCCGGCAAGUUUAUCGGAAGUGCCGUUGCAACUGUCUUGUCUUUUGUCAGUGAUCACGAUGGCGACAUUAACAUCCCAAAUUAUGGUUACGUCAACUACCACCUUGACGCGUGCACACUGUCAUUGGGUAAAAGGGAGGAAAAACGCUGGUUAGGGUCAGUUUGGAACACCAUCAGUGAUGUAGUCGACACGGUUGUUGACACUGUCGUCCCCGAAAGGAAAUGCAAGGCUCGUGUCUCAGACCCUCUGACUGGGUUGAGCCGGUCCGCCACCAAAGGCUCUCCCGAAGACGCCCUGAAAAGCGCCCUCACCGGUUUGUUUGAAGAUAUUGUCAAGCUUGCUCAACAGGUCCAGGGAUAGACCGAGGUUGAUUUGUUACCAACCUCUAUUCCCAGGGGUCAAAGCGCACCCCCACUUCCGGUGCUCUACCGUGCAGUCAUGUUGACUUGCUAAUCAAAGUAGUGCCCGGAUGUAGAGGUUAGAUUUGUAACUAAUUUCGAACUUUUUGUUUCUUGGUCUACUCAUUCCAAUAAAAAUAGGCACGGUAUCG